UGUUACCGUGGAAACCAAGCGAAACAACUGCUGCUUUGAGUGUUUUUCAAACCUUUGUUUUAACUGCAAUGUGCAUAUUGAGCUGUGCUUUGAUUAUCUUAAAGUUAAUUUAAAGUAUUGAAUUCCAUAAUGGGUAGCGAUUACUACGAGACUCUGGAAAUAAACAGAAAUGCAACAGAUGCAGAUAUUAAAAAGGCAUAUCGACGACUGGGAUUGAAGUUUCAUCCAAGCAGGAACAGAGACACAGGAAGCAGCGAGACAUUCAGUCAGCUGGGGGAAGCCUACGAUGUGCUGAGCGACCCUCGAAAAAAGGCAACCUAUGACAAGUUUGGUGAGGAGGGUCUCAAAGGGGGCAUCCCACCUGAGUUUGGCUGCAGCGGGGCUUGGUCAUCUAAAUAUGCAUACCAUGGGAACCCAGACAAAACCUUCAGGGAGUUCUUUGGAGGCGACAACCCAUUUGCAGACUUCUUUACAAACGAUGCACCACUUCAGUUUGGCGGCCUGCGAUCAGUAGUGGUGAAGACACAAGACUCUCACAUUGAGAGGGACCUGCAUCUCUCCCUGGAUGAUCUUUACCACGGUUGCACAAAAAAGAUAAAGAUUUCUCGCAGGGUUAUGAAUGAAGAUGGAUGCACAUCCAGUAUCAAGGACAAGAUCCUGACUAUUGAUGUGAAGCCUGGAUGGAAAAAAGGCAUGAAAAUAAUUUUUGCCAAAGAAGGAGAUCAGGGACCAAACAGCAUCCCUGCAGAUAUUGUGUUCAUAGUGCGACAGAAGAGCCAUCCUCUGUUUGAAAGAGAUCAAAAUGACCUCAUCUACAAGGCCCAGAUCACUCUGGAGAUGGCCUUGACUGGGUUCUCUGUGGAUGUGGAGACACUAGACAGCAGGCUAAUUACUAUUCCUAUCAAUGACAUUGUACACCCUUCGUACAACAAAGUGGUGAGUGGAGAGGGAAUGCCGCUGUCCCAGGAUCCUUCUCAGAGAGGGAACCUCAUCCUUACUUUUGACAUCCAGUUUCCUGCGAAGCUCUCUGCCGAGAGGAAGCACCUGAUCAGACAAGCUCUUACUUUGAAAGACUGAUCCCAUUGUAGAACAUGUGUUGCUAUGCUGUGGCUGAUAAAUGUGGUCAUGAAGAGAAUUAUCAAGUAUAAGUAUCAUCAUUUGUACAAAACUUUGAGUUGAAA
Eleginops maclovinus (Patagonian blennie) is the source of this 1181-nucleotide messenger RNA. RefSeq names its product DnaJ heat shock protein family (Hsp40) member B13 (gene dnajb13). The transcript is spliced from 8 exons. Bases 130 to 1077 code for a protein of 315 amino acids. Lineage: Eukaryota; Metazoa; Chordata; Actinopteri; Perciformes; Eleginopidae. Gene Ontology annotation, molecular function: protein-folding chaperone binding. The record is from RefSeq and is a predicted model, not a curated record. Gene Ontology annotation, cellular component: cytosol.